CAUUCAUUCCUAUAUACAGUCUCACACGCCUUCUCUCCUCUUUUGCUCUCUCUCAGAAUGACAAUUCUAGGUACAGCUUUUGGUAUGGUUUUCUAUUUACUUCAAGUUGUUUCUGGAGAAAGUGGCUAUGCACAGAAUGGAGACUUUGAAGAUGCAGAACUGGACGACUACUCAUUCUCCUGCUACAGUCAGUUGGAAGUGAAUGGAUCCCAGCACUUGCUAAACUGUACUUUUGACGACCCCGAUGUCAACAGCACCGAUCUGGAAUUUGAAAUAUGUGAGGCCCUUGUGGGUGUAAAUUGCCUGAAUUUUAGUAAACACCAAGAGAUGUAUCUCAUCAAGACAAAUAAGUUCUUACUGAUUGGAGACAGCAAAAUAUGUGUGAAGCUUGGAGGAAAGAUUGUAACUUGCAGAAAAAUGAAGAUAGUCAAUAUAGUUAAACCUGAGGCUCCUUUUGACAUAAGAGUCAUCUAUCGCAAGGAAGCAAAUGACUUUGUGGUGACAUUUAAUACAUCGCACUUGCAAAAGAAUUAUGUAAAAAAAUUAAUACAUGAGGUAGCCUACCGCCAGGAAAAAAAUGAAAAUGACUGGAUGCGCGUGAAUUUAUCCAGUACAAAGCUGACACUCCUACAGAGAAAGCUACAACCUGAUGCAAAGUAUGAGAUUAAAGUCCGAUCCAUCCCUAAUACCGACUAUUUUAAAGGCUUCUGGAGUGAAUGGAGUCCAAGUUUCCACUUCAGAACUCCGGAGACUAAAGGCUCAGAGGAGAUGGAUCCAGUUCUACUAAUUGUCAGCGUUCUGAGUUUCUUCUCUGUGGCUCUGAUAGUCAUCUUGGCCUGUGUGUUAUGGAAAAAAAGAAUUAAGCCUAUUAUAUGGCCCAGUCUCCCUGACCACAAGAAGACUCUGGAGCAACUGUGCAAGAAACCAAAAAAGAAUCUGAAUGCGAGUUUCAGUCCUGAGAGUUUCCUGGACUGCCAGAUUCAUAAGGUGGAUGGCAUUCAAGCCAGAGAUGAAGUGGAAGGCUUUCUGCAAGACGCAUUUGCUCCGCAGCCGGCGGAGCCUGAGAAGCAGAGGCCUGGAGCGGGUGGGCAGGGCUCCAGCUGGAUGUCUGAGCAGGCAGUCAAAACCUCCCAAACUUUCAGAGGAGAUGCACCCCUCAGAUGCCAGGCUGGGGACGUCAGCGCGUGUGACCCCCCUGUGCUCUCCUCCUCCAGGUUCCCAGACUGCAGGGAAGGUGACGAGAAAGGGCCUCACGCGUACCAGGGCUUGCUGCUUGGUCCUGGAACUACAAAUGAUACCGUAUCCCCUCCGUUUCCUUUCCAAUCAGAAAUCCUGACAUUGACCCCAGCUAUGCAGGCACAGCCCCUCCUCACUUCCUUAGGAUCAAAUCAAGAAGAAGCGUAUGUCACCAUGUCCAGCUUCUACCAAAACCAGUGAAUUUUAAGAAACCCGGGACUGGAACCACUGUGACCGACAAAGAUGACCGAGCUCCUACUCCGCCUCACAGCACCAAGGAGACAAAAUUAACGCGACCCUCUCCAUAACCUACAGGAUCCUAAAAUGGCUUUGCCGACUCCUCCCCACUCCAGCGGCAUUCAGCAUGGGGCGAGAGCACGCUGCUUCAGGCAACCCGAGUGAUUCAAUUAUUUCAGAAAGUUAAAAAAAGAAAAAAGAAAAAAGCAAGAAAGAGUGAAAGAAAGGGUGGAGGAAAGGGUGGAGAUGAAGGGGUGAGGAAGACAGAAAGGGUGCAAGGGAAGAAAGAAUAAAGGAGGGUGAGAACGAGAGCUCCGGUUACUAGGACUUACCACGUGCCCGAUGCUGAUCUCGAGCUCGGCACGCGCGGUCCCACUGCAUCCUCACAAUAAUUCUGGGUGGCGGGAGUGAUUACUGUUGUUGUUAUUCUCUUUGUUAUAGGCGAUGAAACUGAGGCUUAAAGUAACUUGUCCAUGUGUCCCACUCAGUGAUAAUUCUAGACCUGGUGGUGCCCAGGAGCCCAACGGCAGUGUUCCCAGAGCCUCGCACCUUCCUCUUACUUAGGGGCUGUCCAGUCCCGAGUGCCAGACCUCAGUGGUAACAGGGCAACUGAAUAAUUCAUGUCCAACUGGGUCACUUUUGAAAAUGAAAGAAGUUAUAAAUAAUCACUCCAGGACAAUAAACAUGAACCGGGAGUGUCUCAGAUAAAUGGGGAACAUAGGGUCAUUCAAGCUAAAAAAAAAAAAAAAA
Molecule: messenger RNA, 2223 nt
Organism: Pteropus alecto (black flying fox)
Lineage: Eukaryota; Metazoa; Chordata; Mammalia; Chiroptera; Pteropodidae
Gene: IL7R
Product: interleukin 7 receptor
Exons: 8
Coding region: 58-1437 (459 amino acids)
Biological process (GO): hemopoiesis; positive regulation of receptor signaling pathway via JAK-STAT; cytokine-mediated signaling pathway
Cellular component (GO): external side of plasma membrane; membrane
Molecular function (GO): protein binding; cytokine receptor activity
Source: RefSeq, a predicted model, not a curated record